GUGCUGAUCGAAUAAACAUGUAAAAUGGCGUCUGGUGGUCUCUGUGGGUUCGAAGCAGCGUCAGUUCUUACUCCGUUGACACAGUGUCAGAAUUUGCCAGACAAUACGAUAUUGGAAUGCAGAGUUUGCAGCGAAAUUUUCCGAUUCCAAGGCGACAAAGUUCCACGUCUUCUUGUGUGUGGACACACAGUAUGUCACCAGUGCCUAACAAGGCUUCAGCUUCAUGGCCGUACUCUGUUGUGCCCGUUUGACCGCCAGCCAACGGAGAUAGGAGACUCUGGCGUUUGGGGGUUGAAGAAGAACUUUGCACUGCUAGAGUUGCUUGAGAAACUGCAGAACCCACAACAAACGCCAUGCCGCAUCUUUUCAGACAGUGUCUUGGCCAGAGAACAGAGUCUGGCCAUUCUUUGUGAUGAAAAUGAACUACACAUUGCAGUACUUUAUUGCACAGUCUGUGACACACUGUGCAUCGAAUGCUCAGAGACAACACACUCUACACGCACUUUGGCACGUCACAAGAGAGUGCCUAUAUCAGAGAAGCCUCGAGAAAACCCAAAGUGUGUCUAUCAUCCCAUGCAUCUGGUGGAGUUUGCAUGCUUGGAAGAUGAGUGCAAAUGUUCCCCUCUCAUGUGCUAUAUAUGUAAAGAUUACGGUCGUCACAUGAAACACAAGCACUGUCUGUUGGAAACUGAGGCAGAAAAUGUACGAAGUUCUAUAUUGAAUGCAGUCCAGCAUGUCAAGUCAUUUGGAGAAGAAGUGUCCGAAUCAGCACGCCGACUUGCAGGUGUUAUUCAGCAGAUAGAAGGAGGCAUACAGGUGAUUCCUAACACAGAUGGAGUUCCUACUGCACAGCAGAUGGUUGGAACAGCAGAGCAAGCACGGCUGAAGAUCAAACAUUACUUCAGUGAGCUACGUGAGAAUUUAAACCGUCAAGAAAUUGCUGCACUGGCAGCUGUGGAUACACAUAUUCGUGAGAAACUGUGCAUGCUGCGACAGCAGCAGGAAGAUAUGGCCAUCCUGCUGUCACAAAUACAUGCCGUGUGUCAGCAAUGUGAAGCUACUCUGCAGCAGGAUGACACCAAGGUGCUGUUAGCUAAGGCUGAGGUCAGUCACCUGCUGGAUACGGUACAGAGCAAGCAGCAGCAGUUUCUGGAUCUGCCUGACCAGCUGGCCUUGGAACCAACCAUCCCCAUCACCUUCACUAAAGACAACCGUGUUCAUAUUGGACCCAAAAUUGAAAUGCGUGUGGUGACACUGGGCCUUGAUGGAGCUGGCAAGACAAGCAUUCUUUUCAAACUAAAACAAAAUGAGUUUGUCAACACCAUUCCAACUAUAGGAUUUAAUGUGGAAACAGUAGAAUACAAAAAUGUUAAGUUCACAAUCUGGGAUGUGGGAGGACAGCACAAGAUUCGCCCACUCUGGAAACACUAUUACUUCAAUACUCAAGCUGUGAUAUUCGUGCUGGACUGCAGCAACCGAGAACGACUAACAGAGGCUCAGAAUGAGCUGGUCAAGCUGGUACAGGAGAAAGAGUUAAAGGAGGCAUCACUCCUUAUCUUUGCAAAUAAACAGGAUGUGGAUGACCAUGCUAGCAUUGAAGAAAUAACACAGCAGAUGGGACUGCUCAAGAUGUGCUGCAAUCGCAGCUGGCAUCUGCAAGGGUGCAGUGCCAAAUCUGGAGAGGGACUGGCAGAUGGCCUGGAGUGGUUGUCCCGACAGAUGGUGGCUGCUGGGGCACCAGAACUAGUAUAGUAACAAACUUCAUACUCCUGAACCAAACAACAAAGCAAACACACAACAAGAAAACUAUUUUUAAAAAAGCAUUCUGAGAUGUGAUUCUGGGAGGACAUCUCUGAUUCUUAAAGCAUCUAAUUUUUAGUUGAAAGAAGUUCAAAAUAGUUAUGAUUUGUUGCAGAGUGUUUUGAUUGAAGUCAUUCCUGCUGACUUUCCACUAUCUGUUUUGUCCACUUUGACAUCAAGGUUUAUCAGUGAUACAGAUGCCAUCAAGUUUUGCAAGGCCUUCUCUUAUUUUAUCUUCUUGUUUUGAGCUUUCGGUAAGGUAAAGGUAGAUAGCCCCAUAACAUGUCAGUCACUGAGGAGUUAAAUGUUAGAUCCCUCAUGUCCCAAGGCAGUAUUUUUGUGAGGGUAGUGCCCAUCUCCUAUUCAUCCCUAGCAUUCCUUCCCCAGUCCUCUGUAGGAUCAAGUACCCAUUCAACGGCUAGAUCAGCUGGAGUAUUAUACUCCAAGGCAGACCUGGGCAAACGCCGGCCCGCCUCCUGUGUCUGACUGGCCCUUCCGCCAGUAUAUAUACUAUGUAUACAGUAUUGGUAAAACUUAGUUAACUAUAUUAGUCCUGCCCUCUAGAACCAUCCCAGUUUCUCAUGCGGCCCCUUAGGAAAAUUAAUUGCCCACCCCUGCUCCAAGGGUACCUAACCAGGUAAUGUGCACUUAAUGUAACGCUGCUCUGACCACUCAGCUGGCUACUUUCUCUUUUUCAUUGUAUCUGCCAUGACUCUUGUGGUCCUGAAACACAUACAUGAAUAAAUAUGGAUGAAUAAAUCCACAUGAACACAUGACAUGCAUUUACACACUCUGUGAACUGUAGUGCAAUCUUGCAUUACCUUUGGAAGUUUUAAAAACUAUAUCCUAUGGUGGCCACUGUACUGAUUGAUCCAAGAAGAUUGUUAAUGAAUACUUACAAUAGUAGAACAUAGCUGAGAUAAAGACAGCUCUUUGAUAAGAGGUGGGGUUUUUUUUAACUUGAACUAAAAUCUAGGAGUAGAAUGGUACUAUUAUUUGUGUACAUGUACUCAGAUUGUAACUUAUAACUGGCAACAGAGGCAACUGUUGUGUUUACAUGUGUGUGUGGAAAAGAGAAAGGUGGGAGUAGGAAUGAUGGUGAAUGAUAAUGCAGGUGUGCAUGCUUUAACAUAAAGGGAGAACUAUGCUGAGAGUUCUCCCUCAAAUACUCAAUUUAUUUAUAUUGCAUCAAUUUUGUAAAUAUUAACUUAAUGUGAAUGAAUUGAGCUAUAGCUAUGAUUAAGACUUUCACAUCUGUGGGUGCAAACUGUAUAGGAAGAGCAAAUAAUAACAGUAGCAUAUUAACUGUACAUACUGAUAGCAGCUGACUACAGCACAAAUGACUUAGUAAAUUAUUUGUCUCAUUUUUAUAAAGCGGGCACUAAAACUGUGUUGUCUUGUCUUGGUCAUAAUGUAAGUGGCAAAAGGUUUGCUUAGUGCAACAAAGUUUUUUCUCUUAAAAACUUUUGUGAUAAUGCAUUCUUUGAUAUUACAUUGAGCUUGAACUCCCAGUGUUGGUGGUUGCUUAUGUAUUUGGAAAUUCAGUUCCUUAUAAAAUAUUGUUUAUAAAGGGUUGUUUAAACAGGGUUUUUAAUUGAAGUUGUGAGCAUCACCAGUUGGGGUUGUCUGCAGCUUUGGAGAAUGACAUUAAAGGUUGCCUUUGUAAAUACGAGCUCCAUGGUUACCUAAGAAGAUUUUACUUUACUUUAGUAAUUGUAAUUAUAAAUCUGUGAUGUACUUUGUUGUUGGGGAUAAUAAAAUGUAUAUUUUUGUUGCAAUCUCACUUCUCCAAAAUAUUCGUUUUUCAGUUAUUUAGUAUAUUUACAGUUCUCUGGCAUCUUUCAAUAAAAAAUAAAAAUGCAAAAA
This is a messenger RNA of Pomacea canaliculata, 3666 nucleotides long. RefSeq names its product E3 ubiquitin-protein ligase TRIM23-like. The record is from RefSeq and is a predicted model, not a curated record. Gene Ontology annotation, molecular function: zinc ion binding; GTP binding; GTPase activity. NCBI's taxonomy places the organism in Eukaryota, Metazoa, Mollusca, Gastropoda, Architaenioglossa, Ampullariidae. Gene Ontology annotation, cellular component: cytoplasm; lysosomal membrane; plasma membrane. Gene Ontology annotation, biological process: vesicle-mediated transport; intracellular protein transport.